Monosiga brevicollis MX1 is the source of this 816-nucleotide messenger RNA. RefSeq lists its product as uncharacterized. The record is from RefSeq and is a predicted model, not a curated record. Lineage: Eukaryota; Choanoflagellata; Craspedida; Salpingoecidae. The transcript is spliced from 4 exons. Bases 1 to 579 code for a protein of 192 amino acids.
AUGACCGGCGCGCUGGACGGCUGGAAGGAGGGGCUGUUGACUCGUCUCUGCGCCGGUAUCGCCGACAUGAGUCAAAAGGAGGAGACAAGCCCAGCACCCGAUGCGGUGGACGCGGCUGCGGCCGCCAAGGAGGCCGCCGAGGCUGUCAAGCGCAAGUUUGGAAGCGAUGGCAGCUUUAUGGAGCGUUUCAAGCGCAUGCAGGCGGCCAAGGCUGCUGCCAAUGCAAGCUCGGCUCCUGAGCAACGUGACGCUGUCACACCAGCAGUCCAAGAGCAAAAGGGGGCUGCAACCGCCAGCGCCCCAGAGACCGACAGCGAAGCAAAGUCCAAGGUUGCUCCGGCUCCAGUUGAUCCGGCCAAGGAGAAGGCGGCUGCAGCCAUCGAAGCCAAACGCAAGGCCCUUCGUGCGAAAUCGUUUGACCCGUCGACCAUGACGAAAAAGUCGAAGCGUGAAGCCAAGAAAGCUCGCGAAGAAGCGGAAAAGGGUGGCAACGAUGCCUGGUCAUUGUACAUGAAAGAGGUGGAAAAGUACGAAAAUGCCACCUGCAAGGAAUACCAACAGGGUGCCAUGGUCAAGUAAUCCUUGGUCCUUGGUUUGCAUGAUGUUGGUUUUGAUAUCACGGACCGGACCCAACGCUCUUGUUGGACCCCUGUCGCUUCUUGUUGUAUUCCCCGUGGCGCCGUUCCUCUGGCUGGCUCCUUUGAACCAAGCGCGCUGUGCGCGUCAAUUGCGAGCCACCUGUGCCCUUGUUUUGUUUUGGCGUUUGACUCGAUGCGUCUUCGCCCUAGCUCUUCUCGUCAAUUGAGCCCGUUCUCG